This is a messenger RNA of Ilyonectria robusta, 1932 nucleotides long. RefSeq lists its product as uncharacterized. The coding region runs from base 1 to 1932 and encodes 643 amino acids. The transcript is spliced from 2 exons. Lineage: Eukaryota; Fungi; Ascomycota; Sordariomycetes; Hypocreales; Nectriaceae. The record is from RefSeq and is a predicted model, not a curated record.
AUGAACCAUCCCUUGAAGAUCAAGCAAUGGAAUCCUUCGAAGCCAAAACGAAAGCCCAAUCUUCGUGCAAGGAAUCCCGAGCUGCGGCCAGUCCUUUCUGAUGCCUCCUUUGCUCAGUCUAUCGCAUGUGACGCGGAGAAUCCUUGGCCUUUUGUAGGCGGGGAGGACUUGGCCAAUGUCGAUCCCUACGCGGAUUUCCCGUCGAUUGAGGAAAUCAUUGACGAGGUGAUCCGUUCCGCCACCAGUGACAGCGCAAGGGACAGCAUCGACACACCGAAUCAUACCGCUACCCCGAAAGCUAUCUCCAAUUCCAUUCCCCCCUAUCCCGGAGGUGGGGGAGCAGGUGACAGCGUCAAGACACUAAGUCUUCAGAAUGACACGCCUAAUCGCGGCAGUAAUAGUCAAGAGAUUGCCAUUGCCAUGGACAAAGAUCAGGGUAUCUGUGAGAUGUCUCCCAAACACACCAUCGCCCCGGUGGCCACUCCCGACUCCAUCCCGGGCCGACAAGUUGAUCUUGAUGAUCUGGCUGGUGGAAUGCCGACUGCAUCCAAAAAUGUAGUCCCCCCCAAUGCGCCGUUGCCAUUGGUCUUGGGUGGUGAAGCGCCCGACAAUAAUCAUCAGUCCUUGUCUGUCCUCGCUCAACCGCCUCCCGCGGCAACCGAGGUUGAGAAUCAUACCCCGCAGGAGGAGCAUAGUGACAGCACCGAGCAUGGAGACACCCUGGAGGUUGAUCAUUGCGGGGACAUUGUUGAAUCGACCCCCACUGAAUCGGGUUUUGGGUAUGCCUCACCCUACCCAACGGAUACGUCUCUCUCGUCAGGCUCAACCACACCGUCCACGCCUCCCUCACCUUCCUUACUUUCAAAGGAUGAGACGCUGCGAAACCCUAUCCAGGUUCAGGGCACUUCGGGUCCGAGCGGCCUUGUACCAAUGGCCAUGGAUCUCAACCAACACGCAAGCUGCACUCAGGAGCCUGAAGUCUGCUCUUCGCGGAAACAACCAGUUGAUGACAUGAUUGGGGGGGGCCGAGGCCGUUGUGGAGGCGAUGUUGAACCUUGUUCUACGGGGUUAGGAGGCUCCCGUGCACCGACCCCUAGACGAAGAGCCCGAGGUUCAUAUAUCCUCCAUGGUGAUUACUAUGAGAGUGACGACGGCGACGGCGACGACGAUGACUUUGACGACGAAAGGGGCCAACAGUCUCCAGAGCCCGACGGGACCGACAGGUCAAGGCGAUGCAGUGGGAGUGUUCCUAUUGAGGCCUUGCUCGCCGAUGCCAAAUACCGUCGUGCCCAGAGCACCGAGGACAGCGAGCGGGAUCAUGAUGGAGACGAGGAUGAGGAUGAAGCUUAUGGAAAGCGUCGACGCAAACGCCGUCGUUCCCAUGAGCCCUUGGCUAGCAUCAAGCGCCGUCGCUAUGGGCAUACCACUCGCCAAUGCCCAACGAACACCACGCGAUCGGUACCAAGGGAUCGGACGCCGACACCUCGCAUGCUCAGCCCGUCUUCGUCAUACACUACAUCAGACGAUUCAGAUACUGGGCAUGAUUUUGCGACAUUUCGGGAAUGGCAACUUGACAACGUCAUACUGAAGCGGGUUGUCCUCAACGGUGUAGCCACCUUUCAGUUACAGUUUGGUUGGGACAUGUGCUCGAAGCAUGACAACGCGGUUGAUGCUGUUCCUGACAGGCGCCACCGAACAUCUACAGGCUCCACCGGCCGAGUACAUCGCGGCGAAGGUGCGAAAGCCAAGUUCACACCGGAAGAAGAUAGGUUCCUCCUUGACUUGAAGGAGGGCGAAGACGGCCAGUCAUCUCCACACCUCACCUGGUCGGAGAUUUAUCGGCGGUUCAACGCGAGAUUUCCAGGUCGACGAUCAUGUGGGUCUCUUCAAGUGCAUUACUGUACGAAGUUGAAGGGCCGAGAGGAGCCUUAG